AACCAGUCAGAAAGCAAUUCAAUGUCAAGGUCAGCUCCAGGACACUCGAACGAGCAAAACGACUAGAGUUAGCUUAAUGAAUUCUUGGUCUGAAGUAAACAAUGACUUCAAAAAGACCGCCAACACUACACAGUUGAUGGAUGAAGAGCCAGAAAUUUUCGAUGGAUCUAGUCUCUAUUCACAUUUUUGUAAUGUUUGGCAAAAUUCUCAGACAUCUUUAUCAGAAAUUCCUAUAAAAUAUGGAGAGGCUUGCUACAAAACUGUCCGCAGGUUACCUAAGAUAUUUACGAAACUCUCGCAUCGUAGAGGAUUACCUAAUAUUCGUAGUGUAACAGAAAUGAUCAAUUUGGAACGAAAUACUUGGAGUCUUAUUUCAAAUAUUUAUUUAGAUCGUUUUCAGUGUGAAACAAAGACUGGAACAACUGAAAGCAGUGAUCUAUCUAAUUUUAAUCAUUCGGAAAAGGAAAUAAUCCGUCUACUGUAUGAAAAGGAUAGUGAACUACGUGAAACACAGAUACUGAUUGAUUGGCUAGAACUUUUGGUUCGUGAACAAAUUGAAGAAGUUGCCGAAAGAUAUGAAUGCCUUUUUAAUCAAACAACAGCUUGGGAGAACACAGCACACUUAUUGAAUUACCUUCCGAAAUCAGAACUUACAAAGCGCCGUUUAAUCAAAGAAUUGCAUCCAGAUGUGGUAACGCUUACUGGCAAUGAACUGGAUCAAAAAGAUCAAAUCGAUGAUGAUCGAUAUGUGAAUUAUUUAUUUUUAUGCCUUCGUGGUGGAGAUCUUCAUCGUGCUCAACUGUUGUGUACACAACGUGGUGAAUAUUGGCGAGCUAUUUCCCUGGAAGGUUGGCGUCCAUUCCAUUAUUCUGGAUUUAUUGAAAGUGAAUCCAAAGAAAUGGAGAAAGCAUUUAAUGAAGAUGAAGAACUCGGUGAAUCUGGACCAUUUUAUAUGAAGUUAACUGUUGAAGGCAAUCCAACAAGAAUUUUGUAUAAAUCUGUAUGUUGGUGGAAUUCUGAAAAUGUAGAAUUACGUUCAUUUGAACGGGCUAUCUAUGCAACACUCUCAGGGAAUCUGGAUGUACUAACACAAAUUUUACCGGCUUCAUGGACUGAUCAAACAUGGGCACAUUGUCGAGCACUAGUUGAAGCACGUGUUGAUUCGAGUCUACGUAGUUUAUUGAAUACUGGUCCUAGAGCUGAUACCUUAGCAGUAACAGGUAAAACAACAAAACACUGGCCAUUGGAUGGUGGUUUAACUCUACCCGAUUCAGCAUGGACUCCUGGUGAUUGGACACUAUCCGAUGCAUUUGCACGUGUUGAUGCACGUCUUGGUUGGUCAGCUAUUGGUUGUCUAGAAAAGUGUAGUAGUAAUAGUAGUAGUAAUCUACGUAUGCAAACGGUGAUCCGGUCUGCAGUGAAUGAUUUCUUGAUGGAUGAUACUUCCUGCCUGUAUACAAAUGAUGAUGGUUUUCGUAAUGCGAACGCUAACAACAAUGGCAGUGAUAUACAAUCGCCUUCAGUCUAUGCAAUUGUCUAUUGUAUAUUCUAUGCUGUACAACAGACUGUUAUGUUAAGAAAUUAUGAUUCCUUUUUGGCAACUUUAGCAAAUAUUAUGCCAAAAUUAGUAUGUUAUGGCCUAGGCGAUGGAGUGGUUCCCGAAAUCGGUCCUAUACAACCACCAGAUUUCAGCCGAGUUGGCAAUAUCGAUCAAGUGGUUUGUCAUACACUUCGAUUUUUAACACAUUUUGUCCUAUUCUUGAAAUCUGCAGAAUCCGAUAUUCAGGAUGUUGCGUGUUCCGAAAUUAUCAAAGCUUAUCUGUGCUUUCUAAUGGUCAUUAAAAAUGCCGAUUUAGUAGCUUAUUACACUUCUGCAUUGCAUAAUGAAUCAUUACGAAUUCAGUGGUAUUCAUGGUUUUCAGCAGAAACCAUCCAACCGUCUGAACGUGAACAUUGUCUUUCAUUGGCUGUAACCUAUGGAUUUGAUAUAGUCAAAUUAACUAGAUCUAUUGUUAAACUGUUAAGACAACGUAUGAAUUUACCAGGGGAACAACAAUACGCACAUAUAAUUAGUUCAUUACGUAAUAUGUCGAGUGAAUACUUCACAGGAUUAUUAGAUGGUGAUAUUGAUAAUAAAAAUGAUGGUGGAGAAAUUGGAAGAUUAAGUGAUAUUGAUAAACAACGAAUUAUUUCACUGGAUUGGCUGUUUUAUAAUCCAUCACAACGCGGAGAAGCUCUAUGCGUGGCUAAUAGUCUUUUAAGACUUUUUAUUACGUUUCGUUCGCUUAAUGCAGCUAAAAAGGUUAUCUCCAAACUACCCACUGGGACAUUAGAGCAAGCGAAAGUGAUUUGUGAAAAAUCAGGCUCUCCAGCCUCACUUGUCAAUACAAUUCGUGAAUUUGAAUGUUAUGUCUUGUAUUUAGAAGGUCGAGAGGCAUUUGCAGACUGGUAUGAGCAAGUUCACACAAAACGACCGACAAAACCAUCUGCAUUAACCACAGCCGCCGCAAGCAAUUUAACACAUACUACUUAUGGUCCUCGGGGCUUGGCUCAACGUCUUGCACUUGAAGAAUCGAAAAAGGAGUAUUUGGCUCGGUUAGAACGCUGGCGAUAUGAUACACGUUUAGAUACACAAAAUGCAGCCGAGAAAUUGAUAGCACUGUUAACUUAUCCAAAACCUGGUUGGUUGAUUGAUAUAAGCCAAGCUGAAAAUAGUCAAUCACAAGCCUCAACAGCUAUUACACCUCCGACAACUGAGGAUAAUAAUAAUAAUAAUAAUAACGACAACAAUAACAAUAAUAUUAGAGAAGAACAACAACCUGAUUUAUAUGAGAUGAAGCAUGCUGAAGUCAAAGUUGAAUCUGACGUUGUUGCCGGAGAAGACAAGGAAACAGUGGCGGCGGGAGAUGAAGAAGAUAUUUUCAGUGGACUAGGUGAAAGUUGUGCAACACGUCAGCUACAAAUGAGUAUUCUACGAGAGGCGUGUUUAUCAGAGACAGUAUUUUUAAUUUUACGCUUAUAUCAAACAGCUGGAUUACAUCAAAAGUGUAUAGAAUUGUCUAAUUUAAUUGCUGAUAAUGAACAUGGUUUAUUCAAGCUACUCUCUGUAGAUCAACUUAAAAGUCUGCUUCAUCAUAUCUGUCAAUCAAUACAACAUUUUAUUGAUAAUGAACUAGAUCCGCUUGGUUAUUCAUCAGCUGCCAAAUGAUGACGACAGACAUCUGCUAGACAUCUUCUGUAUAAGAAAAAAAAUAAAAGGAAAGCAAAUCUUAAAGUUUGUGCUCCAUUCCCAUCAAAAAGGGCUAUUUUUCUGGCAUUUAACAACUAUUGAACAUUGAAUGCCCGCGCAUUUUCCCCUGUUUGUUUUAAUCAGGCUGUUUGUUUAAGCGCGUCAAUCAAUUGUUUGUUUUGUUACAAUGCUUUAUGUAAAAUAAAGUGUAAAAUAUGUAUUAUAUAUUUUUUUUAGAUAAUAAUUGUUUUGAAAAUCAGAGAAAAUACGUGUGAAAUUUUGAUUUGUGUCUCCUUUCCGUUUUCUUCCUCUUUAUGUUUCUCCUGAUGAAUGUGUUGUUUGGUUGAUGAUUAGUUUGGAGUAGUGUAUUAUCACUUAUUUUUCAAUUGUUUAUUUAUUUAUUUAUUUGUGGCUUCAUUAAACAGACAAGACUUUCAGCCACUAGUAGGUGGGCUAAGGGUUCGAAUCCUACUCCACAUUAACUCAGAGACCUGCAUAGCGGAGAAGGAGGGAGAUAACACUCCGUAGUUUUAUGACACAAGCAGUGGUGUGACAUUUAGCUAGGGCUACUGCAAAUUUCAGCAUCUAGGGGUACUUGUGUUCAUUUUGUUUUAAUCCAUGAAGUGACACGUUGUUUACUCUCGCGGAUAUUUAAAGUAUCUUUGAAAAACAUCAUGGUAGGUGGUAAGGGUUGACCUUCCCCAAGAUUAUCAGUAGCAACUGCUCUUCCCUGGAAUUCUUCAUCAUUCAGUUAUCUCCCUUGUGUGGCAGAAUGUGCUCAUGCACGCAUUUUUAAUUGGCUUUCAACCUUACUGUGUUGUGCAUUGCUUGAAGGAGACGAAGGAGUGUGUUUUUGCGCUCCAGGUCGAACCUCAUUACGUCAUGUACUGUACUAUUAUUAAGUAUUAUUUUCUCCUUGAAGAUCGUGGAUGAAGAGAGAGAAAAUUAUGCAGUAAAUCCUGCUGAGAGUCGGCUCUUUAUGUAAACAUUAUCUAGAGUAAAUUGUUUCCUAUUUUUGAAACACAGACUUGUUGCAUUAUGAGGACCAACAGAUGCCCCACACAAAAUCUCCCAGUUACUGAGAAUGCUAGGAUACUACUCAGAUUCCUAGAUCGAAACAGGUGGGUUUUUUUUAAAGGCCGCCUUUUUAUAUGAGGUCUAAUCCACAAGGCAGUAGAUCGGCGUUUCUAUGGUUAAUGAUUGAGCAAAAAAUGUCCCUACGCCAUUUGAUACUUCUAGAGUCCAAGUGCCAGUUUUCUAAGGUAAAUGAGCAUAUCUAUCAGUCUGGUUGUAAGUGCUAGACACUUGCAUUCUCUCUUUCAUUUUCGUGAGGAUCACUGUAACUGUGUAAGGACAGAAGACAGGAGGACUUACCUGGCAGUCACUGUGAUUUAAAAAAAAAUUCUAUUCCUUUACGUCUCCACUGGAACGCAGGGCUUCGAGCUAAGGCUUGAAGUUUCGGUAGCAGUGGUUUUAUAUUUUUACGGGAUGGGGUUGCCGCUAGCCUCAUGUCCAACCUUCCCUCUUUACCAGUCUUACUAAGGUGUUAGCGAGGUUCAUGAGUGAGUCUGUAAGCGGGGAUCGAAUCCCGGACCAAGUUUGGCAUGGUUGGCGAACAUUCCACCACUGUGCCACCGACACACUGACUCCAGGAAGUAGAAUUGAACUAUCCCAACGCUAAUUGGCUACACUUUUGAAGCCUGCAUGCACCGGAAUCGCUGAGGGUUGUUUUGGCACUGACUAUGAACUAAUCGUAGAUGACUAAAGUAUACAUUCCAUUAGCUAUAUGGCAAGCAUCCAGCAUAAAGAUUUUUUUAUUCUUAUUGAAUCUUGUCCGAACUAGUCACAUCUGAAAAUAAUGUUAUCUUUGUGUUGAUGUUUGAUUGUAUUUUUUCUCUUUUUUAGUGUAGUUUAACAGAAGUAUUAAA
Molecule: messenger RNA, 5157 nt
Organism: Trichobilharzia regenti
Lineage: Eukaryota; Metazoa; Platyhelminthes; Trematoda; Strigeidida; Schistosomatidae
Source: the annotation of a GenBank genome assembly